UAGGGCUGGUUACGCAUUUCUAAGCAUUGCUAUAUGUCACAUUCGCAUCGGUACGUGUGCAUUAGGUCGUUUUUUGCAAGGAGAGCCCUGGCACUUGCAGCGGCGACAGAGCCAUUUUGCCGCGACGCUGCGCGCGAGCAGGCAGUUGAACGCGCGGCGGGCUUCGUUCCGGACGCAUACGUGAGCAACAACAUCUCGCUGACAAAGAAACGCGCGCGACGCUCCUGUGAGCAGGCCAAGCAGCAAGAGUGUACUUGCAAAAAUCGCCGGCGUCACGUCAUUGCGGCGCACAACGACCUCAGGAGCAUGCACCGGUUACUGCGGCACACGACGAGACGCAUCGCACAACAGCAGCGCCGGACCAUCACCGUCCUGCGCACGUCCGACGACGUCCGAACGUGGCGCAGUAAAGCAAGCGGCACCGUGGGCCUCGUGCCGACCAUGGGCGCGCUGCACGAGGGCCACGCAGCUUUAGCGCAGCGCGCGGCGGCGGAGAACGACUGCAGCAUCGCGUCGGUCUUCGUGAACCCGACGCAGUUCGCGCCGACGGACGAUUUGGACCAGUACCCGCGCGCGCUGGAACGGGACCUCGAGACGCUGGAGGAGGCGGGCGUCGACGCGUGCUUCGCGCCGCGGACGCCGGACGAGUUGUACGCCGAGGGCGUCGACGGCGGGUUUAGGGUGAUUCCGCCGGCGGACGUCGAGACGCGCGCCGAGGCGUCGGCGCGGCCGGGGCACUUCGCCGGCGUCUGCACGGUCGUCGCGAAGCUCUGGAACCUGGCGCGGCCGGACCGCAGUUACUUCGGCCAGAAGGACGCGCUGCAGUGCGCCGUCCUGCGGCGGCUCCACGCGGAUCUGUGUUUCCCCGGCGAGAUGAUCGUGUGCGACACGCAGCGCGCCGACGACGGGCUCGCGUUAAGCUCGCGAAACGCCUACCUGAGCGAGGCGGAGCGCCGCGCGGCGCCCGUCGUCUACGCGGCGCUCGCGCGCGCCGAGGCGGCCUGGCGCGGCGGCGAGGCCGCGGCGUCGCGCAUCGCGGCGGCCGCGCGCGAGGCGCUGGCGGCGGAGCCGCUCGUGUCGUCCGUGGACUACGUGUCCGUCGCCGACUACGCGUCGAUGGAGGAGCUCGACGAGGUGCCCGCGCCCGGCCAUCGAGACGUAGCCGCCGUCAUCUCCGUCGCGGCGCGCGUCGGCGGCGUGCGCCUCAUCGACAACCUGCCCCUGCGGUAG
This is a messenger RNA of Pelagomonas calceolata, 1230 nucleotides long. Lineage: Eukaryota; Pelagophyceae; Pelagomonadales; Pelagomonadaceae. The record is from the annotation of a GenBank genome assembly.